This is a messenger RNA of Drosophila rhopaloa, 379 nucleotides long. RefSeq names its product ejaculatory bulb-specific protein 2 (gene EbpII). Bases 57 to 260 code for a protein of 67 amino acids. The record is from RefSeq and is a predicted model, not a curated record. The transcript is spliced from 2 exons. Lineage: Eukaryota; Metazoa; Arthropoda; Insecta; Diptera; Drosophilidae.
CUCUAUCAUCUGGAAUAAACAUUUAAAGUAAGGCACUUUACACUUCAGUGUUAAUAAUGAUUCGUCUUUUGGUUUUUGUGAUUGCUUUGACGUUAAUGACUGGUGGUGCUUUUGGCGCUAUCGAUCAGUUGAUACGAGCCAUUACCGGCGGAUUCGGGGGAGGUGCCAGAGUGGAUUUGCCCAUCAACAGAAGGUACACUGUUGGUGCACCUAACGGCGAGAUUUCAUUUGGGUAUGGCUAUCGUCCUGUAUUCUAUUGAUUUUAUCCUUUCUUUUUGUUUUGCGAUGUGGACGGGUAGUUUCAUGUAAAAUGCAAAUGUUUAUGAAUACUUAAUUAUGACAAUGCAAAAUUAAUAAAAUUAUAAAUGAUUCAACGAUA